Sorghum bicolor (sorghum) is the source of this 1105-nucleotide messenger RNA. Its product is annotated as CASP-like protein 1E1. Bases 142 to 810 code for a protein of 222 amino acids. The record is from RefSeq and is a predicted model, not a curated record. Lineage: Eukaryota; Viridiplantae; Streptophyta; Magnoliopsida; Poales; Poaceae. The transcript has 2 exons.
CGGUGCGACGAGCAACCGUACGCAACGGCGCACCUGCCUCAUCAACCAUACACAUACAUACAUCCCACGCUCUCUGCCGCACACAGGCCAGGCACACACGCCCCGCGCUCCGCCCGCCUACUCUUCACCCAGCAAGAACUCAUGGAGGCGUCGCGGGUGAAGCCGGGGUUCAACGGCGUGGGCAUGGCUGCUGGCUCCGUGAACGGCAGCAGCCGCCGGCCCGGCCCCGGCCUCGGCUACGGCUACGGCUACUACAUGGGCUCCGGCGCAGCGGCGGGCGGAAGCGGCAGGGCGGCGCAGGCGCCGGUGGACGGGUGCAGCGUGGCGCUGCGCGUGUUCGUGGUGGCGUCGACGCUGGUGUCCGCCGUGGUGAUGGGCGUGGACCGGCAGACGAGGACCAUCCAGAUCACCAUCACCGACGCGCUGCCGCCGCUGGAGGUGCCCCUCACCGCCAACUGGUCCUACUCCUCCGCCUUCGUGUACUUCGUGGUGGCGAACGCGAUGGUAUGCCUGUUCUCGGCGGCGGCGCUGGCGGCGUGCCGGAGCCGGGCCGCCAUGGUGCCCGUCAUGGUGGGCGACCUGCUGGCGCUGGCGCUGCUCUACUCGGCCGUGGGCGCCGCCGCCGAGUUCGGCAUCCUGGGCGAGCGCGGCAACUCGCACGUGCGCUGGGCUAAAGUCUGCAACGUCUACGGCCGCUUCUGCGACCGCGCCAUGGCCGCCGUCAUCGUCUCACUCAUCGGCGCCUUCGCCAACCUCGUCCUCCUCAUGCUCAACAUCCUCACCAUCCAUAAGAGCUCAUCCUACUACUAGCUAGCUACUAGUAUAGAGAAGAGGGGCAGGCAGAUCUAGAAGAGAAAACCAUAUAGUGUAAUUAAGCUACUAAUAGCUGUCGCUGGGAAUUAAAGAUAGACAGACUAUGCUUGCUUGCAUCGGAUGCCAAUUAUAUUGGAUUGGAGACAGGUAAUGGACACACUUACUUUCAGUAAUUAAUUUCUAUCUAGCCAUCAGAAUUACUACAUACAGUACUGUACUAGUAAUUAACAAGUAUAGCUAACAGGUUGUCCUAUACUCAAAUAACAUGAUCUGGUGAAGUCGUGACGAGGUA